Anastrepha obliqua is the source of this 5382-nucleotide messenger RNA. RefSeq lists its product as uncharacterized. Gene Ontology annotation, molecular function: DNA-binding transcription factor activity, RNA polymerase II-specific; RNA polymerase II cis-regulatory region sequence-specific DNA binding. Gene Ontology annotation, biological process: regulation of transcription by RNA polymerase II. The transcript is spliced from 4 exons. Lineage: Eukaryota; Metazoa; Arthropoda; Insecta; Diptera; Tephritidae. The record is from RefSeq and is a predicted model, not a curated record. The coding region runs from base 893 to 4198 and encodes 1101 amino acids.
GAAACGAACAGGCAAAUAGCGAUCGCUGCGAAAAAGUUUAAUUGUAAAUAAAAUUUGUAGUGGUAAUUUGUAUAAAAACUACAUAAAAAGUUGAAUAAUAACAAAACGAUCAAGUAGUACUUACAAAUGCGAAUCUAUGGUCUACGAAUAGGAGUAAGGAAAAUACGAUGAAAGAGCUAAAAGGAAAGCUGCAAGCUCGUUGAGGGGGCGCAGCGCAAAAUUGAACAGAACAAUGCAAGGAGGACGAAAAACGCAGUGAAAAUUAAAGCGCACGGAAAAUUUUCAUUUGUUCAGAAACUGCUCAUUUAAAAGUAAGAUAUUUAAAGUGAUAAAGUGUAUUAAGUGCAAACGGAUGGAAAAUGACGUUGUAAAUUAACGAAUAUUGAAGAGUUUUUUUAGAUUUUAUAUGAAAAGUUAAUUUGCUUGAAAAUUUCCCACACUCGCACAUAAUCAAACGCACACGCGCGGAGACCGCACAAAAUCUCAAACAAAAAGGAAAUCGAUAAACGCAUGAAGCGAACCGUAGUAGAAGAAGUACAAGUGGAAGUGGGAUUUAAGAAGAAUCAAAAAGGAAAAGGUGAAGGUGAAUUGAGUGCGCGAAAGUCGGAAAGAAAAAACGAAUCGUAAUAAAAUGAUGUGAAAAUGCGGGACAUGAAAAAAUUUCAGCGUGGAUGCUGAGAGCUGUAAGAGACUCUUGACUGAUUAACAAGAAAAUCAGAGACAGACCAAAGGAAGUGUAUGAGUGUGUCAAUGGUAACUGUGAAAGCAAAUUGCAGGAAUAAUUACAAAAUAAAUAACCAGAGGGCUAACUGUAAUCGGCUUUUUUUUGUUUUUUUUUUUGUUGUUUGUAAUUUUAAAGCGCAGCAAAUUAAUAGUAUAAUUUGACAAAGGAAUGGAAAUGGCCAGCAGCGCCGCAAAUGGGUCUGGCAACACAACAUCUCGCAGUGUUGUUGUGGGCAAUACUUUGCCUUCUCUGUUUGUCAGCGAUCAUAAUGGCGGUAGCUCAAUCGUUAGUGGUAAGGACUUGGAUGGUUUAAUAGCAAUGAACGAUAGCGCACUCUCACAACAAAUCGAAUUUAUACUGCAAGAGGCUCCCAUGGAGCAAGACGAUAACGAUGUUACCGAUCAUAUGGACGAUGACGGUUCGGCGACGAUAGAAACAGCUAGUAGUGGCAACUCCAACCCUACUAUCAAACUACAAAACCCACCGAAUAUAAUAGUAUCAAGCGCUUCCGAUUUCUCAAGAGCACAUGUGGGUAGCGACGUAGCCGCUACGAUUGCGUCCACUCAAACAAUGGCGCAACACCAUCAUCUACUGAAUGGACGCCGCAUUAUAAUACAAACAACGCAGGCUUCGAAUAUGAUUAAAGAAGAGGAAGCGGAUCCCGAAUUGAAUGAUGAAAAUUUGCAAGAUAUUGAGGAAGAAGAGCAAGCAGCCGAAGCUGAGGAAAAUCAAUUGCGGCUUCAACAUACGGAUAUUAAAUUGGAGCAUAGCGAGAACACGGAACAGGAGUUCAUUAGAACUGGCAUAAAUUAUAUAAGUACGCCUGCAAUAACUACACACCAUUCGCAUCUGGCUGGUGGUCAAACGCAGCAAAUAGUUUUGCCGGCUGGAUCAAUAGUUGGUACAGCAACAGGACGCACCCUAACAGUGCCAGUUUCGGAGGCACUGGCUCAGCUUCAGCGUCGUCCCGUAUAUAUCAGUAAUGCCAUGGGAGGCAUGGCUGGUGCCACAUUUGUACGCAUGCCGGCUGUGAUAAGAAGCAGUCCUAUGACUGUUUUGAAUGUGGUACAACAGGGCGUACCAGGCAGUGGUCCUACACAGCUUAUCCUACAGGCAACACCUGUUUCUACUACAGGAACGCCGAUGACAGUGGUGACAUCCACCACGUCUGCGGCCGUAACGAUGCCCUCAUUGCCACCAGCAACUGCAGGAAGCGCAGACGUAGUUGUAGCUACACCCACGCCGGCUACAAUGCCGGCGUUGACAUCGGUCACAACACAAUCUUUAUCACCAUCAACUUCAUCGUCAUCGCCACUAUCGUCUUCUGGUCAUGUUGGAUCUUCCACAGUGGUGGCUACUAAAACAGCUACUGCAGUGUCGACAGCUAAAAGUAAUGCCACUCACUCGACGUCAAACGGUAGCGGGAACACCAAUGCGACUUCCACCAACAAUAAUCCAGUAACCUAUCAAUGUGUCGAAUGCGUGGAGGAGUUUGAGUCAAAGGAGCUAUUCGACAUUCAUCGCUCAGGUCAUGCCAAUAAUAUGAAAUGUGCUAUAUGCAAUAUGGUGCUGAAGUCGCUCAAGAACUACGAGAAACAUUGUCUACGCUGCAAGCCGUACGAGUGUCAGAUAUGUGGACGUGUGGUGCGCUUCCGACCAAAUUUCAUCAAGCACAUGCGUGUACACACGGGCCAGCAGUCCGAACGCCACAAAUAUAAAUGCGAUGUGUGCCACAAAGAAUUUAUGAGUUUUGAAUAUUUCAAAGUGCACAAAAAGAUUCACAAUGAGAAUGUGAAUCUAACAUGCGAAAUUUGUGGCAAGGUAUUCAGCGCUUUGGCAUCGCUGCGUGGCCACUCCAAACUGCAUUCAGGCGUAAAAUUGCACAAAUGUGAUGUUUGUGGCAAAGGCUUUGGGCAGCGUUACAAUUUGAAGAUACACGCGCGCACCCACACCGGUGACUUUCCGUUCGAGUGCAAGGUGUGCAAGAAGAAGUUGCAUACACAGUCCUCCUUACAGACACAUAUGCAAGUGCAUCAGCGCGACCAGACUUCACAAGUUACAACUACAAUAAAAUAUGAUAAAAAUGCGACCAACACUACAGCGUCAUCAUCCACGACUUCUACAAUAGUCAAACUAGAGGCCCAAGCGAACGAUGACGGGCCGAGUACCAGUGGAAUGCAGCGCCAUUUGCAGAAGCAAUUGCUUGAAGAUAUGGAGGAUGACAAUUCAGGAAUGAGCGAUAGCAUACAGGAUUGUGGCAGUAGUAGUCGCAUUGUAUCCACUUCUUCCUUGACUUCGGCUGGUCACAGUUUGUUAACGACCACCGCCGAGGAUUCCUCGAACGAAUCUUCGAAUGCAUCGCAUGAACUCAAACAACAACAAUUACAGCAGCAAUCACUUUUGGUCACACCCACCCGUACCAUUGUGAUCAAGAAUUAUAUGCAGAACGAUCAAAGUGUUGGUCUGUCACAGCCACAAUCGCAGCAUCAGACUCACGUCAUACAGAGCAGUAACGCAAGCGCCAGCAGCACAUUGCAACAACAAUUGUUGCGUAAGACGCCCAUAAUACAUUCUACAGGUGGCGCCGGUACACUCUCCUCCGCAUUAGCUAGCGUGGUGCAGCAGACCGGUACAUCACCCUCGCCAUCGCCGUCAUCCUCGUCGACAUCAUGUUCCUCGUCAGUGGUAGUAUCCAAAUCUGGCGCUCCGCUCUCGCUGGCGUCUGCCGCGAUUGGCACCUCAACCAUACGCAGUACACGCAACCAUCAGUCUCAAUUCAAUUCGUCGAUUUCUUCAUCGAGCAGCCACCACCGUGCGUUACAGCGCAGUAAUAACCACCGAAGUCACCAUAAUAGCCACCGACGUCGACAUACGACGCAUUUGGACGAUGAUGACGAUGACGAUUUGGACGGUUUUGUCGAUUCGUCACAUUCUCAUCAUCGCUCUAUGCGUGUGAAUGGCCAGCAUUUUGAUGAUGAUGACGACGAUGAGAAAUCCUCCCCGUCCUUGGCCACAACGGCCAUUAUCAAAGUCGAACCGAAUCUGUACUCGUCGGGUUCGGGUGACAAUUCAAAUGAAAUGCUUAUCAAAGAAGAGGUGAUGUUCGAGGACUCUGCAGCGCCUCAUUCGCCACACUCGCCGCCAAGUUCAAAAUUCCGCAUGUCGAACUUUGACAGCGACUUGGUCGAUCAUAAUGUCGAUCUAAAUCACUCGCUACCGCCAUAUGGAAAUCUCUUUGACCCGCAUUCCAUACCCGAUACCAUUCCAGUGCAAUUGUAUCCGGACGAUGAUGAUGAUUUUCGCCUUGAUCACAGUUCAUUGGGACCCUUGCAUCAGACCUCAUCAUCGACCACCGAUGGUGAUUUUAUUAAAAAAGAAUGGGUAUACGGAGCUGGUUCCAGUUACACAAUGAAUGGAAAAUUUGGUGAUGAUAGCGAUGCUCUGUGUGAUUCGGCGAAUUUCAUUUACGACUGAGCAGUAGCGCCGCACUUGCUGGUCUGAACAGUGGUGUGAUGGUGAUUAUGAUGAUGGAAAUCGAAGAAUCGAAACGGAGACCGGAGACAUUAUCAAAUACAUAAAUUCAAAACGAAAUUUUUAUAUACGAGUGCCGACCAUCGCAAGCAAUGAAGAAUGAUGAAGAAGGGUUGCGUAGAACAAAUGCCAAUAUUAGCAAGUAUUUUUUGUCUGUAUUGUUAAACGAAAUUAAGCUAGAAACUCUUUAAAAAACUCUAAAACAUUCAAUGUAAUGGAAUAUAUUGUUAUUUUAGUGUGUGUACUACACUAAACGAAUCGGAUGUGAAAUUCGAAGAAGAGUCGAAUGUCGAAUGUCGAAUAAGUGAAAACGCGCAAUGUAGACAAUGCAAUCAAUAGUUUAAAGUAAAAUGAGUAGUGAGUGUAAUAGAUGUAAUUGCUCAUUAGCGCGAUCCUCUUGACUGACCGAUCGAAACAGCUGCAGGAAGUUGCUUCUUCCAUGACACUCAGUUCGAAAUCUAACCUAUAAUCUACAUAUUCCUCCCUCUCUCUCUCUAUCUCUCUCUCUCUCUGUUUUUGGCUAACACAAAUGAUUUUAGUUAUAGUAAUAAUAAUAAUACGCAAUCAUGCAUACAAAUAAUAUUGUACAUAGCUGUUAAGUAAAUAAGUAAUUAAUAAUUCUCCAAUGUAGUUUAAAUGUGUAUGGUUAUUAUUGCAUCGUAUUUUCAUUUAUUUUUCAAAAUUUUUUUUUUAUUAUUUCACUUUGUGUGUGUUGUGAGUAAUACUCAGUGUAAGUGCAAAAAUUUACGGAAAACGAUGAUGAAGAAAAAAAACUGAUGUUUUUGAAAUUUUCUAUUCUUGGUUGUUGCCUAAUGACUGCAUGUAUCCCAUCCAAAAAAAGCUAUUUUACCAAAAUUCAUUUCAUUUCGUAAGUAGCGAGUUUGUGUGCACCUUUAAAGAGUUCCAAGGGGUUGCAGUGCGAUUUUAGAUGAUUUAACUGAAUUUCUGUAGCGCAGCAAUGAGUAGUGAGAUGCGGCAAUAAUCCUGGGAUUAAAUGUAAGGUAGCCGCAUAAAGGCAAUAGUUUUACAGUAUUCAUUUCUAUCAGACUGUGUACUACAAUUGGGAAUGGACUAUUGCGCAAGCAGCACAGAGAUUAAUGCUGUUGCAACAACAGUUGAAUUAGGAC